Molecule: messenger RNA, 1997 nt
Organism: Pteronotus mesoamericanus
Lineage: Eukaryota; Metazoa; Chordata; Mammalia; Chiroptera; Mormoopidae
Gene: CD8A
Product: CD8 subunit alpha
Exons: 6
Coding region: 80-781 (233 amino acids)
Biological process (GO): T cell mediated immunity; cell surface receptor signaling pathway; cytotoxic T cell differentiation
Cellular component (GO): external side of plasma membrane
Source: RefSeq, a predicted model, not a curated record
CGGCCGUCCGAGGGGCGCAACUUCCCGGCUCGGCGCCCCACCGUGAACUGGGAGCUGGGCCACGCUGCGGGAGCGCGCGAUGACCUCGCCGGUGACCGGGCUGCUCCUGGUGCUGCACGCUGCCGCGGCGCUCGGGUCCGGCGAGUUCCGGAUGUCGCCGCGUGAGAAGAAGGCGACCCUGGGCGAGGAGGUGGAGCUGCGCUGCGAGCCGCUGAAGUCCGGGGCGUCGGGCUGCACGUGGCUCUACCAGCGGCCGGGAGCGGCCGCCAGCCCCAUCUUCCUAAUGUACAUCUCCAAUACCCGGACCAAGAGUACGGAGGGGCUGUUUGCCAACCAGAUCUCAGGCCAUAAGGACCGGAGCGACGUCUACUCUCUCAGAGUGAAAAACUUCCAAGAAAAUAACCAAGGCUACUAUUUCUGCUCGAUCCUGUACAACUCGAUAGCGUACUUCAGCCCCUUCGUGCCCGUCUUCCUGCCAGCGAAGCCCACCACGACGCCCGCGCCGCGGCCACCCACGCCGGCGCCCACCAGAACGUCUCAGCCCGCGUCCCGGCGCCCGGAGACCUGCCGGCCGACCGCCGUCAGCGCAGGGGAAACGAAGCAGCCCUUCGCCUGUUCUAUCUACAUCUGGGCGCCUCUGGCUGGGAUCGGCGGGGUCCUUCUUCUGUCUCUGAUCGUCACCGCCACCUGCAGCUACAGAAACCGAAGACGCGUUUGCAAGUGUCCCAGGCCCCUGGUCAGACCGGGGGGCAAGCCCAGCCAUCCAGAGAGAUAUGUCUGACGUGGCGACGGGUCCUGCGCAUCAGCCACUACUGAGACUUCAAACUGAGAACCCUCCUCACAAGGAGGGCAACAGCCCUUCCCUUCUGGUUUUUUCAGCCUUCCUUCUUUAUGUGUUCAUUCUCGUUAUUAUUUCCAUUGGGUUGGGGGGUGGAAAGGUUAUUUUUUCUUUAAUUGACACAAAACAGAACUAUAUGUCUACAGUACACCACUGUGCAUACGAAUCGGGGAAGGGGGCAGGUUGUGUUUUCAGAACCAGACCCCUAGAGCUGGUGGGGGCCUCACAACCACCUGGCCCAAACCUCUUUCCUGGCCAUUUUAUAGAGGAGGAGGCUGAAGUCCAGCGAAGUUUGAUCAGAGUCACAGCAAGGCUGGGGCUCUUCCUCCACAUCAUGCAGAUAUUUCUUCUGGAGGCCUCUGUUUCAGCGGGGGGUUCUAUGUCUCAAAGCGCAAGGGAACAAGUCAUUUCUCCAGCACCUGCGAUAGACCCAUUACUGCACCCAGAGCCCUGAGAAGGUAAUGAAAUAAAUGAACUUCUGCCUUUCACUGAGUUUCGUAAUGUAGUUGAAUAGUAUCAGAAUUUUUUAUAAUCAAGCCUGAAAUUGUAUAGACAGUAGGAAUUCCUCACAUUAAGGUGAACUGAAUCCUGGAAAAUGAAUAACUCAAUCCCUAAAGAAAAUCUCUCUGACAUCCCUAAAUGGAGGUAAAAUUGUUUUCCCAGUCUUUCAUUGCAGAGCAACCCAUGAAAGAGGAGAGGCCAUCCUUUUAAAAAUAUGAUUUGAGCAUCAGUAAGGUUGAAUGGAGAUCCUUUUGAAUCUCAAAACUUCGGAUGCCAUAUUUGAACAUGCUCCUGGGAUCAUUGAUGACCUUUUAGUUUGUAAAGGCAAAAUUGUCACGGAGCUGCCAGUGCCGCCCCUGGCCUCCCCUCAAUCAGGUGAGGACGUGGCAGAACAGACUCUGUUCUGGUGAGGAGUUGAGGCGUAUAAUUGCCUAAAGAGUUGCCCUACACACCCAUCUCCUCUCUUACGGUAUUGUACAAGAAAUGUGUUCUCACUGGAAGAAAAAACUUAACUUGAUAAGGAAACAAGGAUCAUCCAUAAUUCUUUACCCCUGGUAUAAUCCACUGUUAAUAUUAUGGUAUACAGAUUAUUUUCUAUGCAUGUAUGUAAAAUACAUACUUUGUUUAUUAAAUGGAAUUGCAUUGUUUGUUUGUUUUA